Messenger RNA from Ictidomys tridecemlineatus (thirteen-lined ground squirrel), 4330 nucleotides. NCBI's taxonomy places the organism in Eukaryota, Metazoa, Chordata, Mammalia, Rodentia, Sciuridae. The record is from RefSeq and is a predicted model, not a curated record.
GGUCACGGCUUUCAAGGCUCUCGCUCUCCGCUCUUCUGUAGCCCCGAGCUUUUGCGAGGGCUGCUGGCGCCCAGAUCUCAGAACAGAAGCCAUGGCGAAGUCCAGGGGCCGUCUGUACCUUUGGAUGUCUUUGAUUGCCGUGCUGGCAUCUUUUCUGAUGGGCUUUCUGGUGGUUUUUUCACAAAACUUCCUCAUCUGGCAGGAACAGAAGAAAAUUUACUACUUGCCAAAAAAAUUCAAGCCCAAUGGAAGAAAUUUGGACUAGAUUCAGCCAACUUGGCUCAUUAUGAUGUUCUCCUCUCUUACCCUAAUGAGACACAUGCUAACUGCAUAUCAAUUGUGGAUGGACAUGGAACUGAGGUAUUCAAAACAUCAUAUCUUGAACCACCUCCAGAUGGAUAUGAGAAUGUGACAAAUAUUGUACCUCCCUAUAAUGCUUUCUCAGCUCAAGGCAUGCCAGAGGGAGAUCUUGUAUAUGUGAACUAUGCUCGUACUGAAGACUUCUUCAAACUAGAAAGAGAGAUGAAUAUUAACUGCACUGGAAAGAUUGUUAUUGCAAGAUAUGGGAAGAUCUUCAGAGGAAACAAAGUUAAAAAUGCCAUGUUAGCAGGAGCCAUAGGAAUCAUCUUGUACUCAGAUCCAGCUGACUACUUUGCCCCUGGGGUACAGCCAUAUCCCAAAGGCUGGAACCUUCCUGGAACUGCAGUGCAGAGAGGAAAUGUGUUAAAUUUGAAUGGUGCUGGUGACCCUCUCACUCCAGGCUAUCCAGCUAAAGAUUAUACUUUCAGACUAAAUAUUGAAGAAGGAGUUGGAAUCCCGAAAAUACCUGUACAUCCUAUUGGACAUAAUGAUGCAGAAAUAUUACUACGCCACUUGGGAGGAACUGCUCCACCAGAUAAGAACUGGAAGGGAGCUCUUAAUGUGAGUUACAAUGUAGGACCUGGCUUUACAGGGAAUGAGUCUUUCAGGAAAGUUAGAAUGCAAGUUCAUAACACCAAUAAAAUUACAAGGAUUUACAAUGUAAUUGGAACUAUUAGAGGAUCUGUAGAACCUGACAGGUAUGUUAUUCUGGGAGGGCACCGUGACUCUUGGGUGUUUGGAGGUAUUGACCCAACUACUGGGACAGCCGUUUUGCAAGAAAUUGCUCAGAGUUUUGGAAAAUUGAUAAGAAGAGGCUGGAGACCUAGGAGAACUAUCAUUUUUGCCAGUUGGGAUGCAGAAGAAUUUGGACUGCUGGGUUCUACAGAAUGGGCUGAGGAGAAUGUAAAGAUACUCCAAGAGAGAAGUGUUGCUUAUAUCAAUUCAGAUUCAUCUAUAGAAGGCAAUUAUACUCUCAGAGUUGACUGUACACCCCUUCUUUACCAGUUGAUGUAUAAACUGACAAAAGAGAUGUCUAGCCCAGAUGAUGGUUUUGAGAGUAAAUCACUUUAUGAAAGCUGGUUGGAAAAAGACCCUUCACCUGAAAAUAAAGGUUUUCCUAGAAUCAACAAGCUGGGAUCUGGAAGUGAUUUUGAAGCUUAUUUUCAGAGACUUGGAAUUGCUUCAGGCAGAGUUCGUUACACCAAGAACAGGAAAACAGAUAAAUACAGCAGCUACCCUGUAUAUCACACAAUUUAUGAAACAUUUGAAUUAGUUGAGAAUUUUUAUGACCCCACAUUUAAGAAACAGCUCUCUGUGGCUCAAUUACGAGGAGCACUGGUAUAUGAGCUUGCAGAAUCUAUAAUCAUUCCUUUCAAUAUUCAAGACUAUGGAACAGCUUUGGAAAACUAUGCAGCAAGUAUCUUCAAUUUAUCCAAGAAAUAUGACCAGCAAUUGAAAGAUGAGGGGGUAUCAUUUGACUCCUUGUUUUCUGCUGUAAAAAACUUCUCAGAGGCUGCUUCAGAUUUUCAUAGAAGACUCACAGAAGUUGAUCUUAAUAAUCCCAUUGCAGUGAGAAUUAUGAAUGACCAAUUGAUGCUUCUGGAAAGAGCAUUCAUUGAUCCCCUUGGUUUACCUGGGAGACAGUUCUAUAGGCACAUCAUUUUUGCUCCAAGUAGCCACAACAAAUAUGCUGGAGAAUCAUUUCCUGGGAUUUAUGAUGCUAUGUUUGAUAUUGAAAAUAAAGCAGACCCUCAUUUGGCCUGGACAGAAGUAAAGAAACAUAUUUCUAUUGCAGUUUUCACAAUUCAAGCAGCAGCAGGAACACUGAAAGAAGUGUUAUAAGAAGGCAUCAGCUAAGUGAAUAACUAUUAAAAGUGUUGCUGAAAGUCUGAGGAUGAAGUCAGUCUUUUUGAUGGCCUGUGAAGCCUGAGUGUUCUAAAAUCUUGAUUUUUAAUGUCUACCAACAGAUAAAUGGAUAAAUUGUGGGAAUACAUAUCCAUAAGGGAAUACUACUCAGCAGUAAAAUUAAAGGAAGCAAUGCUACUGGAAGACAUUGUUGAGUGACAGAAGCUAGGCAUAAAAGAGUACAUAAGGCAAAACCAUUUACAUGAAGAAGUGUUAAACUAGAUAUAAAUUGGUGAUUGGACAAACGACCGGAGGGAAAGGAUGGUGACAAAGAUGUAUGGAAAAUCUUUCUUGGAUAAAUGUGUUUUCUGUAUCUGGAGCUGUUACAGCAGUGUACACAUUUGCCAUACCUCAUCAAACUAAAAAUGUCUACAUCUUACUGUAUGAAAAUUAUGCCCUGGUAAAUUUGACUACAAAAAAUAAAGGUCUGGUAGAAAAACUGGGAUAGCACAUCUUCUCUUGUAAAAUUACCAAUGUAGUGCCAAUUGUCAGAAAAAGUCAAUAGUAUCUAAACUUUUGAUAAAUUCAACUCUAUUGAAUAAAUACAUAAAUCUAAUAGGUGAUGAGGUAGCUGCUCCAAAGUUCCAGUCUAGCUUCUAUAAAGCAUAUCAGCAUCUGCAAGUGUUUAUGAAAUCACAGAAUUACAGGUGAACAUAAUUAAGUUUCAAUUAGCUUGACUGUUCAACCAUGUUACCAAAAGAGUUGAGAAUCAAAAAUUAGAAUGGAUUUAUUGGCAGGCACACAUACUUUAAAGAACAUCAAUUAGUUGAUCCUUGAGCUUUUAAGUAUAGAAAUUAGUUUAGGGUAAAAUAGGGACAACUCCAAGUUUGACUGCAAGGAGAAACUACAUCUGCCACUCCUUACAAGGCCAACAAUGUGAUUUAAUAUAACAAAGAGUUGGGGUAUUUAGAAACAGACAUUUAUAACUCAACAUUACUACAGGGUGUCUCACCAUUUCCCCAUAAUAAAAUAAGCACACGUGUAACAGUAAUCUUGAGUCAUCAAGAUAAAUUUUGUGUCCCACUUAUUCUAUGAAAAAUACCACAAAGUCUUCCGCUUUAAAAAGAUAACAAGUUGGGGCUGGGGGUGUGGCUCAAGCGGUAAUGCGCUUGCCUGGCAUGCUUGGGGAGGCACUGUGUUGUAGAAAAGAGAGGAUUAACACCCAUGAGUCAUACAUUUCUACUAUCCAACUGAGUCAAUUAUAUAUAACUGGACAUCAGUUCCUUCUAACUCUAUUAAAUUAUUUCUAAAGGAGACAAAACACAAAAGUUUGGAAAUCUCUUGAAGGGUAUUAUUCCUGCUGGCAGCUUUUUUUGAAGAAAUACACAGGCUAACCAGCAUAUGUGACUUGAAAUAUGUAUUUAGGAUAAAGUAUUAAUCUUUGCAACUUACUGUUCCUUUAAUUGGCAAGUUAUUUUGUUUUUCUCAUCUUUCAUCAACAAUUGAUCAGAACAAGCAGAUAUGUGGGAAACACUGUAAUCAGUCCAUGAUACUGGAUGUAGGGUAUGUGCUAUCCCAUGUUAAUUACACAUUUGAAUGUUUUUUUAAAAAAUUUUCUUCCUGAGCAUUUGAUUAACAGUUGAGCUGUUAAUCAUUAUUCCCCCAAGUGAACGAUUAUUUUUUUAAGAAUACAUAGAAAACAAUAACAAAGAAAUAUAUUGUUGUCAGUAUGUAUUGCCUGAUUUAUGAAUGAUUUUUAAAAUCAAAGUUAAAUAAGCCAUACAUUCCUAUUAUACUACAGUAAUUUACUUUAGUCAUCUAAAAAAAAUUAAACAUGUUUAAUACAAUCAGAAGUUAUAUAAUAUUAAAGUAGACCACUAAGCUAUAGGCAUGUGAAAGAUAUAUAUAUAUACAGUUAGAAAUUCUAAAAAUUUGUUCUGUAGAGAAAUUGAACAGAAUAUAUAACACAAGGGUGUUUACUGCAGCAUUUCAAUGGGAGAACUGAUAAAGUUACUGUAUAAUCCUAAAACUGAUGAUAUAUACAUUUUAAUUCAUAUGGUAAAUUGUCUGUGACUUUUGUUGCCAAAAAAAAGUGAUAAAUCUAAAUAUAAAAAUAUCAACAAAA